This is a messenger RNA of Rhagoletis pomonella (apple maggot), 7656 nucleotides long. It is a transcript of the gene cnn, whose product is annotated as centrosomin. The transcript has 11 exons. The record is from RefSeq and is a predicted model, not a curated record. Gene Ontology annotation, biological process: regulation of mitotic cell cycle spindle assembly checkpoint; centriole replication; positive regulation of microtubule polymerization. Gene Ontology annotation, cellular component: perinuclear region of cytoplasm; pericentriolar material; microtubule organizing center. Bases 1224 to 4997 code for a protein of 1257 amino acids. NCBI's taxonomy places the organism in Eukaryota, Metazoa, Arthropoda, Insecta, Diptera, Tephritidae. Gene Ontology annotation, molecular function: calmodulin binding; protein kinase binding; transcription cis-regulatory region binding.
CAGAAAAAUUGGAGCGGUAGCAGUGCCAACCAUGUGAAGAAUUUAUCGUCGUACAAGCGAAAAACAUACAGAUUUCGUAAAUUUAUGUGAAUCUCUCAGCAGCAGCAGUACAACGAAAUCGUGACCAAAAAUAAAUAAAUUCACACACACGCACAUUUAAAAACAUUAAAAAGAAAGACUAUGAAAAUAUUGUUGAUGCAUGCAACAGCAGGCAAUUUCGCACGGAUUUGCAGCUAGGCGGGAUCGAGCUGCGAGUGACUCAUCAUCGCUUGAGGAGCGCGCCUGUGUCGCUGAGAGGCAUAGAUAGGCGACUGCUGCUGGUCGGUCGCGUCGCUGCUGGGUUGACGCGCUGGCGCUACUUUAGUUAUUUUAGAACUAAAAACGUGAAAGUGCAGCAGAAGAAAAAAAGACUGAUAAAAAACUACAUACAUACAUAAGCAUACAACAAAAAAGUUGGAUUUUUGUUUCUUAAAAAAGAGAAGGGCAAAAGAAGUUUUGGCGGCAAUUCAAAUUUCGGAACUUUUGGCGGCCUCAUUCGUUGUGGAAGAAGAUUUUCUUUGAACGUUCUUUUUUUGACUGUCUCUGUUUUGUAAUUUCUGCCCCUUGAGCCGCUUUUGAUGUGUAAAAAGGUAAAAAAAAAAAAAAUGUUGCAAAGUUGCUUGUUUGUGUAUUUGAGUUUAUAUUUAUGAGUUGCAACGAGUCAUCUACAAACCGAAGGAAACCACUAAAAGAAAAUAUUUCAUACGCACCAAGCUUAUUAAUACAAAAUACCGUGAAAUACUGAAAAGGGUUCUGUCAGAAGCAGCCGACGUUAUUGUUUGUUUGCAUAGCGCCUGAUAAGCGUGCGCUUCAUCAGAAACUGGCAUCGAUAACGUGGUUAUGACUACCCCUUCAAAUUUAUCAAACUUGCACCGAACAAUUUCUGAAAAAUAAAAAUAAAUAAAACACUGAUAAAGUCUAAAUCGAAAAUAUUGGACGCAUUAACAUAAACAAAAAUAAAUAAUAAUAAAAAAAACAUAACAACUACAACACCUUUUACAACCAACAAACGUGCAGUAGUGCCAACACGAAUUUUAAGUGCCAAAUAGUAAUAAAAACCUUACUAGCGACAACUGUAAAAGUAACGAUACCAAAGAAGAAACCCAAAAUUAUAACUUAACACCAAAUAAAAUAACCAAAAAAGAAGCAACAACGUUAAAAACAAUAAAACAGAAAUACCAAAAAUGUCGGGCAUAUUCCGUAGCACAUCGCUGAAUAACACCAGCCAUUCAACGCCACAAAAACGGUACUCCUUUGGGGCUUUUUGCACCAGUCCGAGCACACUGAAGGAUGUUACAAUGGAGCAUACAUAUGGUGUGGGCUUUCCAUGUGUCAGCUUGCAGGGACAUGGCACGACAUCGCCACCUGUACAAGGACGUUCAGUGCGCGAAUUCGAGGAGCAAAUGGCAUCGCUACGUAAGGAGAAUUUUAAUCUAAAGUUACGUUUAUAUUUUCUGGAGGAAAGUGUGCCAGGUUAUCAUCACCCGAACACAGAGGGACAGGAGUCGUUAAUGAAGCAGCUAAUUGAUACGAAGGUUGAAAUUGAAAUUUUGCGUAAGGAGCUUGAAGAGAAACAGGAUUUAUUGAAGGAAGCCGCGCAGGCCAUGAAUCACAUGGAACAGAUACAAAAAGAGACUGAGGCUAAGGGUCAAGCAUUUAUAGAUGAACUAAAGCAGAAGAUACAAUUUUUGGAGAUGGAACGCGAUUUGGAUAAAACUCAUCACAGCGGUUUUAUGAAUGAUUUGCUUGGCCGUUCAGAUAUCUCAGAAAAUGUGAAUGCUUUACAAAAAAUACGCGAACUCGAGGGCAUGGUGACACAGUCCGAGGAGAAAAUGCAUUCGUUACAAUCACAAGUGACGAAAUUAGAAGAAAUCAUAGCAAAACGUGAUGAGACAAUCAAGGAGUAUGAGGAAAAAGUAAAAGAGCUGGCCUUUCAAAAUGCUGAGCUGCUGGAAAUGAUGGAGAACAAGGAAAAAGAUAUGGCAAAUGUAGAGCGCGAACUAAAGGAGAAAAAGGUCGAACUGGCUAAUAAGCUUUGUGAACUGGACGAUACUCAGCAAGAGUUGAAGAAGUUGCGCAAAAGCUAUGAUACCGCCUGUCGCACAUUACAACAACUUCUGCAACGCGAGAAAAAUCAGCAGGAAGGUGCUGGCAAUCGUGCCUUAAGUGACUCAGAGGCUUUACAAAAUCACGUACAAAAAUGCGAUCAUGAGAAUACGAUUAAGAGUCUAGAAGCCGAAGUAAAGAAGAAGACUGCUGCUUUACAGAAUCUGGUCAAUAAUGAGCUUUGGCAAAAGAAUCGUGAAAUCGAACGUCUCACCAAAUUAGUCAACGCAAACGCUACAUCUCCCCUUUCGCCGACAACAGCACGCAAAAAUUUAGAAUCUCUUCAACUACAGCAAUCCUUCACUGAGAGUGACUACACAAAAGCAUUGGAGCAUAAUAAACUGCUGCAACGCAAAGUGGACGUGCUGAAUCAACGUCUCGUCAACGAACGCACCCAUGAGGCUUUGAUCGAACAGCUGCGCCAAGAGGCGCGCACAGCACGCGCCGAAGCUGACAAUGCCGAGACAUGCCGACACGCAUAUGCCAAAGUCUUUGCAGCUCUAUCGGAUCGUCUCUACGAGUUAGCAGGAUUCCUUAACUCCCUAAUGAAAAACAAGGAGGUGUUGAGCUUCCUGUCGACCGAACGUCGCCGCGCCAUGCGUACCGCUGUAGACUGCAGCCUCGAUUUGUCUACGAGCAUACGCGAGACGUUGACCACAGGCGAUCAAAGCUUCGAAGGUUUAAGCAAUUUAUCACGGCUGCUGCUGGACGAAGAGGAGGGCGCUUUGGCCAAUAAGACAUUUAAUUCGCACGAACAAAUGCGUGCCCGCCACUCGUUCGAUGUGUUGCGCUCGGAGAAUAAGGCUUUGCGCAAGAUACUCGACAGCCGGCGCAGUUGUGGCGGCGCAGAUUAUGCAAAAGAUUCCAAGGAGCGCCGCUCGUUGCCGCCAUUCUUGCUGGAUAAUUUGAGUGAAUCUGAAGCGUGGUCGGAACCGGAUAGGCAAGUGUCGAUGGCGCGCAUCGGACUGGAGGAGCUUGUGGCAGCAGGCACUGGAGCGGCCGCGAAGGAUUCGGCCACCAAACCAGCGCCACCAACGGCCGACACAGAUAGCGAGAGCGAAAGUGAUGCGUUACAGCAGAGUCGCGCAAUGAAGUUGCGCAAUCAGGAGCGCAUAGCGCAGCUCGAGAAGCUCAUUGCACAGCGCGAUGACCGCAUUCUGAUGAUACAAUUCCAAUUAGUGGAAGCAGACAAUAACUUGAAGAAAGAAACACUGCGCGCCAUAGCGCUGACGCAAGAGGUGGAGCAGCUGCAGCAGCGCAAUGAAGAACUCUUAUCAGAUCUAAUUGCUAUUGGCAGCGAGCAAUCAAGAGACAAUACCACUGCGUCCGAGAGCGCCCUGCUCAACAGGUCAUUGAUGCAACGGCAAAUCGAGGAAAAAUGUCACGCCAUCGAACAGUUGCAAGGGGAGCGCGAUCGCCUCGCGGUGGAGGCGCGGCUGGCCGAAGUACAAGUGGGCGCGCUGAAGGCUGAUAUCGAAGACAUCAAACAGAAGUACGAGAUACAGCUGAAGUUAGCCAGCGAAAAAGAGCGCCAGCACUUGGAUACACUUAAAAACGAAUUGGAGCAGCUAAUGCAAAAGCGCUUGAAGGAGCAGGAGCGCGUGCACUCGGAAGCACUGACCCGCGAAUGGAUUGCGCGCACGACAUACGACGAGUGCAGAGCGCAGUUAACCGAGCUGCAAACGCAGUACAUAGAGGCCCAACGCACUAUCGACUAUCUGACAGACAGCGAGCAGGAUCUCAAGCAAUCGUUGAUAAACAGUGAAAUGGAGGUGCGUGGACUGAAGAAGCAAUUGGACGAAAGCGUGCUGCAAGCAUCCAAAGUGGUUACGGAACGCACAAAACUAUGUAAUGAGAAAUUGCAGUUAGAGAAACGUUUGCUGGAGUUACAGCAUCAGUUGAGCGCCGCCGAAAUGCAACAUGCGGCCACAACACAACGCGUCACAGAACUUGAACGCUUGCAACAAACAUUAAGCGAGCAAUUGGCGCAAGCGCAAGCAGCGGCAGUUAAGCGCCUGGAUGCCAACGAUAUGUCACAAGUGGGCGGCUAUGCUUCGGACGAUGUGCAAAAGUCGAUUGCGAAGCGCGAUAGCAAUUCCUCGCCUGAUUUGGGUAUACACAGUGAUACAGGCCGCGUUUCCAGCGUGGAAUUGUCGAACGUACAACGCUCGCUACUCAAAACUGUGCCAAUGCCAGAAGACGGUGAGCUGGCGUCCAAUGAAGAAUCUAAAUACUGCUUGGUGGAUAAGAGUAACAUGGCUGGCAAGUGCGCGCAACAUAGCUCAUCUUCCGACUUGGGCAUUGACAGUGAUCCGGGACGCAAGUUGUCCCGUGCGGAUGUUAAAAAGGAAUCUCCAACCCGCACAGAUACCGACGACAGCAACACGGAAAAUAAGAUGAGUGUGGCCAAUGUAAAUAGCCGUCCCUCCGCCACUGCCGCUGCCUCCACAACUGCCGGCGGCUCAGUGCCAAUUCACGACUGCAUCAAGGUAGAACAAGAAAAUACCGAAUUACGACGCAAGCUCGUACAAACGAAGCGCGCAUUCGAGGAGACUUACAAAAAGUUGCACUAUUCAAAUAAGCGCAAAGAGAGCUUUGAGAAAGAGGUCAAAGAGCAAAUACUAAAAACGAAAAACACUCUCAAAUAUGCGCGCUUCCAUAUGGCUCAAGUGCAGCAACCUAACGCACAACAUCCCCAUCAUCAUCAUCAUCAGGAGGAGCAAGUGCAAUCAUCAUCAAUGCACCAGGCACCUCAGCAACCACAACAAACACAUGAGCAACAACAACAACAACGUAAUAUAACAAGUGCUGGUGUUAGCACAUCUAAAUCAAGUAGUGAUGCACUUCAUUAAAAGACUAAAUCAAAGGAAGCACAAAAGCGAGAAAAAUCAGCGCGCACAAAAUCGGCGAGCACUUGCACGACGAACGCACAAAUGUUCAUUCGUUGCUAACAUGCACAAGGCUAAAUAUAUUAAUUUUUGAAGAAAAGCGCUAGUUAUAAUUAAUUAACUAAUUACUUAGCUUAGAUUAAAGUCAUGUUUUAGAACCUAAGCACUCUUUACAUAAAGACAUUUAUUUGUAAUCAUUUUAUUCACCUGCUAUAUAUCUAUAUUUGUAUGUUUGUAUUUGCGUUAUGAGAACUUGUUGAAUGUAGUACAACCACGUUGUUCAAGCAUAAUUUGCUUAUCUAACUUUAAGUGAUGCAACUGUUUAUUUUCAUUCAUAUAAAUAUGCUGCAUAUGUAAAUUAACUAAAUAUCCUCACGAAAUCAGAUGCUAAUUAUAGCGGCUCAUUAGUCUAGUAAACCCAUAAGGUUUUCAUUACUUUUUUCAUUUACAAUUAGUUUUAAAUUACAGAUAUUAUACUAACUUUAUGAAAUACUUUUUAUGCAUGCUCUAUCAAACAUACAUAUUCAUAUGCCAAGACUAAAAAAAAACAAAAAAAUUACCAACACGCAUACCAGUGCCAUUUUCGCCCAACACAUUCAUAUACAUAUUUUACUAAAAAGGCCAUAAUUUGUUAACAGUUAAUUAAAAAAAUAUAGAAACCCAAGUACUAUGGUCAGGGGUCAAAGGCUUGCAACAAAAAAACUAACCUCAUGUCUAAGGCCAGUUUUUUGUUUGUUACUUUCGAUGUAGUUUUUACUUGAAAUAUGAACAUAAUAUUGAAACUUGUAAUAAAUAGUCAUUUAAACUAUAAGUUAAGUUUGUUUACGGUCUCUUCUAGAAGACUUAAAUACAAAAUAUAUAUAUAUUAUGCCACAAAAUGAGUUGAAGCAGAUUUUCAUUUUGUUCACUUUUUCGUUUUUAUUUAAUUUAACUUUUUUGCUUGACGUCCGCACAAAUCUUUGCCAAGCAAAAUACUGUUAUUUUUAGCAGAAUUAUAAAAUUCUUUAUCAGGCGCACAAAAUUGCACAGUAAUAACUCGCAUGUUUCUUUACAAUUCACACAUACAGAUUUUGCUAGAUAAUUACUCAGCAACAGGCUAAUCUGCUUUCAAGGAUUUUAAUUAAACAAGAAAAGAUUCGGGCGAAACCGAACUUCAUAUCCCUAGUGUGCGUAAAAUGUAUAUUUUAUCGAACACUGCUUAGAAUUGCCGUUAUAUAGAAACUAGGCAUAGGUAUUGUCCGAUUUCAAAAAUGUACGACAUUUUUUUUAGUGAAAAAAAGAGUCAAUGUGUUCAUCAGUUUUUGGAAGCAUCGAUAAGACGCUACUGGAAUACACAUAUUUUAAAUGAGUGCGAAGUACCACGCAUAUGUUUUAAUAAGAAGUUUUUUGCUAAAAGUUUCCUCUUUUUCACUAUAUAGCGAAAGAUUGGAGUGUUUUCAUUUUCCAAAAAUACCGUCAUAUGAGAGGUAUGCCGAGAGAGUGUCCGAUUUCAUGCACUUUUAAGUCUUGGUUAAUGACCAAGGUUUGGAGAAAUCAGUAAAGCGCUUACUGAGCUACCAUGAUCAGGUGGUGCCACGCACAUUUUCCAAAAUCUUAAAAACUCAAUUUUAUUUAAAUGUUAGAUAAUUUAGCUUCUUUGUUUCAUCCAAGGAGCUCCGCCUCGCCUCAUACUCCGAUUAGUGGUACAUCUCGACAAUGUCCUGAAAGCACUUUGCCAAUCAAUUAACAGUUACCUCAGUACUCUCAACUCAAUGGCAGCCAAUUUGGGCGAUAAAUGCUGCUUAAACAUGAGUCUUAGUUUGGCAACUGCCUUUUCGGACAUGGCCUUUUCAUUGCCAAAUCGUCUCCUAUAUUUAAUUUCUUCGUUUAACCAACAAUCCAAAAUUUUUUAUAAUUUUCUCCUAUUUACGCUUCUCAAAUCGUAAGUACUUAGAAUUUGAUAUUUAUCAGCCUCAUCGCGAGUAUCGUGUCGAAUGCAUGGCGAUUUUCGAGAGUCGAGUCGUUUCGAGAAGUACGUGACAUUGCCUAAAAAUUCGAUUCGACUAGUGUAUUAAAAUGGGAAACUUGGCAUCACUGGAUAGUUUUCGGCAGUUUCCGUCGUCUACAUAUUUCAGCAUGACAAUAGGCAAUGCCAAUGUUGUCGAGUCAUGUAUUUUAGUCUAAUGCAUGCAAUGAGGCUGUAGAUUUCUGGCCUAACAAGGGAAAAAUUAGCAUUGGGGUUGAAAACAGUUUUAUUGUUUUUCAAAAUAUUCUCCAUGAUGAUCAAUACACUUUUGAAUAGUUUUAGCAUUUUCUUACAUCGAUCGAAACGAGCCUCUUUUUUUUUAAUAUGUGUGGGAACCAAAGCGAACACACCUUGUUACCACAAGGAGAUCAUACAAAAUAUUAUUGAUGUUCGUUGUACUAAUGUCCAAGGAUUCCUCAUAGCUAGUUUAGCGAAAGCAAUUUAAGUGAAAAAUUAUUUUUUAUUUGAGUUUAAUACGGAAACUGACAGAAAAAAAUAUAUCGUGAAACCGGCAGUCUCUCAACGCUUGUAAUAUGAAGGAUCUUGCUCAAUCAUUUCGCUCACAGCAUCGAUGUCGUCUGGCACAAAUGGGUUCGAAUCAUCACAUACGAUUUCGUA